AUGUACUUGUCUUUUGAUUUCAAGGUGCAGGGCUCCAUCGUGUGUGAGAGGCAGCAAACGGGAAACGCCAACGAUCUCUUGAAAGCCGGGGAUGGCGCCCUCGUUCCUAUCGUUUUUGCAGGUUCCGUGCCCGUCCUGGUAACAUUUCCUGACAGCAUUGUGAGGGCCUUAUUAGUGAGCAAUUCUCCAGGCAGGCACCAUGUGCCAAUCUCUCAUGGACUCUUUUGCCCCCUUCCCACAGGAGAGAGCUUGACCCCGACCCGCAGCUCCGCCAAACGGAAGAAGAAGCAGCGAAGGAACCGUACAACCUUCAACAGCAGCCAGCUCCAGGCCCUGGAGAGGGUGUUCGAGAGGACGCACUACCCAGACGCCUUCGUGCGGGAGGAGCUGGCGCGGAGAGUAAGCCUCAGUGAGGCCCGAGUGCAGGUCUGGUUUCAAAACCGAAGAGCCAAAUUCCGCCGUAACGAGAGAGCCAUGCUGGCCAACAGGUCGGCCUCUCUCCUCAAAUCUUACAGCCAAGAUGCCGCCAUUGAGCAGCCCAUGGCCCCCCGACCCACCACCCUGAGCCCAGACUAUCUCUCCUGGUCUACCACAUCCCCAUACAGCAGCACAGUGCCUUCCUACAGUUCCAGCAAUGCCACCACGCCUACCCAAGGGGUGAACAUGGCCAACAGCAUUGCCAGCCUACGCCUUAAAGCCAAAGAGUUCAGCCUCCAUCAGAACCAGGUGCCCACCGUGAACUGA
Molecule: messenger RNA, 744 nt
Organism: Euleptes europaea (tarantolino)
Lineage: Eukaryota; Metazoa; Chordata; Lepidosauria; Squamata; Sphaerodactylidae
Gene: PRRX2
Product: paired related homeobox 2
Exons: 5
Coding region: 1-744 (247 amino acids)
Biological process (GO): regulation of DNA-templated transcription
Molecular function (GO): DNA-binding transcription factor activity, RNA polymerase II-specific; DNA binding
Source: RefSeq, a predicted model, not a curated record